AUGGAAACUUCAUCUGAAGGAGCAGUGCUGACUGGGAAGGUUGAAGAAGAAAGGAAGCAGGAAACGAAUGAAGGGGAAGCAUCAGGGAGCCGGUGUGCUGCUGCCCUUGACCAUGGUGACGGCGGAUCACCUCUAACAAGGAAGAACGGCAAGCCUGACUCCCAGCAGAUUCCUGGUACAGACAGCAAAGAGCGGGAUGGUGCUUCAGCCUUGAAUAUAAAAGAAGAACAGAAAAGAGGACAUGAAAAAUGGUCUUCUGGGGACUUUGUUACUGAACUGACAUCUGAGGAGACUGAGUUGGCAGCUGAUCCAAAAGUGAAGGAUACUUGGAGUUUAAAUGAUAGCAACCCAAAUAAAGGAAGGCUUCAAGCUGAAUGUUCUGAGGCAGAAGUUACCAUACAGGAGCAAGGAAAGAAAAUUGCAGAGCUUUGGAAGCUACACGCAGGUUUGGCUGGAGACAAAGAGGAACAGCUAAAGAAACUCAACAAAAUCAUAUCAUCUCUGAAGUGUUCUUUGAACCAAAAGAAGAAUAAAAAUGAAGAAUUAGAGAGGGAGUUUACUGAAAUAAAGAAACACUUAGAAGUAAUGAGAAAAAAACUGAAUGAUCAUGAAAAUAGAGAACUUAGUUGCCAUAAAGAUUUAAAAACUAAAGAACUUGAAGUGAACACUUCAAUGGAUAUGAUGAAAAAUGAGAUCCAUGAAUUGAAAGAAAAAUGGAGAACUAUAAAUGCCAAAUAUCUAACUCUGAAUGUGCAAUUUAAAUACAUUGAGCAGGAAUUGUUAUCAAUAAAAAUAGCACAAACACUAUAUGAAAAGAUCCAUAAUGAUCAGAAAAUUCUGGAAAAAGAUGCAGUAGACAUGAAGCACCAACUACAAGAGAACAUGGCAAAAUUAGAGGAUAAAAAACAUGCAAAGUCAUUAAAAGACAGUAACAGUGAUUUGGUAAUAAGUCAAAUGGAACUCAGGAUUAAAAGUCUGGAAUCAGAGCUUAAGAAAAUGGAAGCUGGAAGAGAGUCCGAUGCAAGGAAGGUAGAGAAAUACAAGCAGUGCUGUGUUAAAGAGCGGGAACUCAGCAAGAUAUUAUCACAGAAGCUCAACAAGACUAACAGCAAACUGAGUAAAGUCAGAGCAGACACUCUGCUGGUGACAGAACAGAACAGAGCUAUGCAGAGCGCUCUUAGUACAAGACCUGUCACCGAAUGUCCUAGUGCCACAAAGCAUAACACUUGUGUAGAAUGCAAUCCUAGCUUCAUUCCAAGCAGAAACCCAGAGCCUUCUAGCUCCAUUCCUCAGCCUUCUGAGUCUAUGCGGAGGAGUCUGCUCAAGAAGCAGCAAAAAAUGGCAAAAGACAUAGCUGAAGAGGUAGACAAAGCUACAGCUGAACUUGAGUGUUGGUCCUUGGAAGCUUAUCCUUCAGGAUUUAAAUAACAAGUCAAGAUCUACUUGAGGGAGAUAACAAAAAUAUGU
Messenger RNA from Mesocricetus auratus (golden hamster), 1467 nucleotides. Its product is annotated as ankyrin repeat domain-containing protein 26-like. The transcript has 11 exons. NCBI's taxonomy places the organism in Eukaryota, Metazoa, Chordata, Mammalia, Rodentia, Cricetidae. The record is from RefSeq and is a predicted model, not a curated record. The coding region runs from base 1 to 1428 and encodes 475 amino acids.